AUGCGUGAUGCAGGCAGGGCUACCUUCGCCAAGGUCCGGUGCUGGGACGCUGUGUUCGCCCGGUGGAAUGCCCAGCAUGCUGACUUGUGCUUCACGGAAGCGCAGCUGCGGAACCGGCUCACCACGCUGAAGGGGUGGGUGAAAGACAUCAGGCAACUCAAGUCAAGGGUGCGCCCGGGAGUGACUUGGAACCCCGCUACCGAUCGCUUCGAUCCGCAUACCAUGGUUCGUGAUAAUGAUAAUAUCACGAAGGAUGGUAAAUGGGAUGAUUAUAAACGGUGGGUCUACCACACCGCACCGUGGUUCAGCCUAGGCGAGCAGGUUGUACCCAAGUCCCGCUUGCGUAGCAGCAGGUACGCAUUCACAAUGACAGGGGAUGGCGACAGAUAUUACUCAGACGGCCCAGGUGGAGACGAUCUCUCGAGUGGGGAUGAAGUGGCGGAUGAAGUGGCGGAUGCAGCGCAUGAUAGAGGUCGGCAGCGCCGCCGCCUGGGACUUGAGCACAGCAGUCCUCACCCGUCUGUGCCUUCGAGUGCCCCCGGAUCCCAUCCUCCUGCAUCCGCUUCCCUCGCUCCUGCAGCAUCCGCCGUUCCCCCACACGCUGCAUCUCCACCCGCCGCUCCUGCAGCAAGCCCCACUACCGCACCCGCUGCACUCCCGUCCAAUGCAAGUAGAGGCCCAGCUAGAAUCACUGCCACUGGCACAAGGUCAUUCCCAAUGUGGACCGAUGACCUCACAGCCGACCUCCUCCGCUGCGUCAUAGCGGCCAUGCGGGAUACAGGCAGGGCGCCCUUUGUCAAAGUGCAGUGCUGGGACGCUGUGUUCGCCCGAUGGAAUGCCCAGCAUGCGGAUUUGAACUUCAUGACGGAGCAGCUGCGGAACCGGCUCACUGCUGUGAAGGCGUGGGUGAAAGACAUCAGGCAACUCCAGUCGUGGGUGCGAGAAGGUGUGAACUGGGACCCUGCACGCGACUUCUUCGACCCGAGUAUCAUGGUGAGUUGGAGUCGUUUUUAG
This is a messenger RNA of Closterium sp. Yama58-4, 1014 nucleotides long. Lineage: Eukaryota; Viridiplantae; Streptophyta; Zygnematophyceae; Desmidiales; Closteriaceae. The record is from the annotation of a GenBank genome assembly.